Molecule: messenger RNA, 2057 nt
Organism: Labrus bergylta (ballan wrasse)
Lineage: Eukaryota; Metazoa; Chordata; Actinopteri; Labriformes; Labridae
Source: RefSeq, a predicted model, not a curated record
GUUUUUCAUUCAAGGCAGCAUUUUGAAUAAGGAAGAUGGCGGCUGCAGCAGUGGUUGAGUUUCAGAGAGCCCAGUCUCUCAUUAGCACGGACCGCAACGCCUCUAUCGAUAUCCUCCAUUCAAUAGUGCGGAGAGAUGUCCAAGAGAACGAUGAGGAGGCUGUCAGGGUUAAAGAACAGAGCAUCCUGGAGCUGGGGACACUCCUGGCCAAAACCGGUCAGGCCGCAGAACUCGGGGGUCUGCUGAAAUUUGUCCGACCUUUCCUGAUUUCCAUCAGCAAGGCCAAGGCGGCCCGACUUGUUCGCUCUUUACUGGACCUCUUUCUUGAUAUGGAGGCAGCAACAGGGCAGGAGGUCGAGCUGUGUCUUGAGUGCAUUGAGUGGGCCAAGACCGAAAAGAGAACCUUUCUCCGACAGGCUCUAGAGGCACGACUGAUCUCACUCUAUUUUGACACCAAACGAUACCAGGAGGCGUUGGCACUUGGCACCCAGUUGCUCCAGGAGCUAAAAAAGAUGGAUGACAAAGCUCUUCUUGUGGAGGUUCAGCUGCUUGAAAGUAAGACCUACCACGCUCUCAGCAACCUGCCCAAGGCCCGCGCAGCCCUCACCUCCGCCAGGACCACCGCCAACGGCAUCUACUGUCCUCCGAAGCUCCAGGCAGCUCUGGACAUGCAGUCAGGGAUCAUCCACGCAGCAGAGGAGAAGGACUGGAAGACGGCUUACUCCUACUUCUUUGAGGCGUUUGAGGGCUACGAUUCCAUCGACCACCCCAGAGCCAUCACAGCACUCAAAUACAUGCUUCUGUGCAAAAUUGUUCUCAACCUACCCGAGGAGGUUCAAGCUCUGAUCAGCGGUAAACUGGCUCUACGACAUGCCGGCAGACAGACAGAUGCACUGAAAUGUGUCGCCCAGGCAAGCAAGAACAGAUCAUUAGCAGACUUUGAAAAGGCCCUAACAGAGUACAGAGCAGAGCUGAGGGACGACCCCAUCAUCAACACCCACCUGGCCAAGCUGUACGACAGCCUGCUGGAACAAAACCUCAUCCGGGUUAUUGAACCAUUUUCCAGAGUACAGAUAGAACACGUAUCAGGUCUAAUAAAACUGUCAAAGGUCUGUAUCUUUUCAGUAAAAUGUCUAAUCCUGAGAUUUGUUUUUGUAAAUGUUGAAAUGUGUCUUAUUCAUUAUCUUUAUCUCUUUCAGGGAGAUGUUGAGAGGAAAUUAUCACAGAUGAUUCUGGACAAAAAGUUUCACGGAAUCCUCGACCAAGGAGAAGGCGUGUUGAUCAUAUUUGAAGAACCCCCGGUGGACAAAACAUACGGAGCAGCCUUGGAAACAAUUCAGAACAUGAGCAAAGUCGUGGAUUCACUUUACAACAAAGCCAAGAAGCUGACAUAGAGCAGAUUACCACGGCUGUGCGAUGGAGGAACUGUGUGUGUUUGACCAGCGUGUGUAACAUUUUAAGAAGGGGAUAAGGGAGAGCAACGAAGAGUCCCACAAACUGCAACAAACAGGAUUCCCCCAUCAAACUCCCCCCGUCUCCCCCAAAUGGACAAUGUCAUCACUUCUUUUGUCUGUUCUUUUCACCCCCCCUCCCCUUCCCCUCUUUACUUUUGAUAUCUCUUCAGGAUUCUGUAUAACACUCAGCGGCCAAAUCAGGCCAUCAGGGAAUAUUGUACAACCACAAUAAAAAAAAAAAAAAAAGAUGAAAAGGUUUAAGAAUACAUAUAUGUUUAUAUCUGCUAUAAGGUUGGGCUUUCUGAGCCUUAAAGCUGACUCCACUGCAACCUCACAGGUGCAACAUUGACCUCUGCAGCCUCACGCUCUGCUACCACAUGUGUACGCAGACACGAGGCUCUCCUCUUCUUCUUCUUCAUGACUUUCAGAAGCACACUGUUAUGUUUUUGGAAGGUUGGGAUACUCCUUUUAGGAUUCUGAAUUUUUGUCAACGAGCUCCCUCUAGCUUUUUAUUUGUCCCCCCCCCCUCCUCCUCACCAUAUCAAUGCCAACAGUUAAGUACCCUCUGUAUUUCAGAUCUGUAUUAAACUCACUUUAUUUGUU